AUGAGACACACGAAAACACAUACUGGAGAUAAAACUUAUAAAUGUAAAGAAUGCGGUAAAAAGUUAAGUCAAGUCAGUAAUGUAAAAAAGGGCAGCAAAAUAUAUUCAGGUUAUACACCUCAUGAAUGUAAUGUAUGUGAUGAAGUGUUCAGUAAGCGUGGUAAUUUACAGAAUCACACAAGAACACAUACUGGCGAUAAGCCUCGUAAGUGUGAAGUAUGUGGUAAAGGGUUUAGUCAGCGUGGUAGUUUACAGAAUCACACGAGAACACAUACUGGAGAUAAGCCUCAUAAGUGUGAAGUAUGUGGUAAAGGGUUUAGUCAGCGUGGUAGUUUACAGAAUCACACGAGAACACAUACUGGAGAUAAGCCUCAUAAGUGUGAAGUAUGUGGUAAAAGGGUUUAG
This is a messenger RNA of Mytilus trossulus (common blue mussel), 405 nucleotides long. RefSeq names its product zinc finger protein OZF-like. The record is from RefSeq and is a predicted model, not a curated record. Gene Ontology annotation, molecular function: DNA-binding transcription factor activity, RNA polymerase II-specific; RNA polymerase II cis-regulatory region sequence-specific DNA binding. Bases 1 to 405 code for a protein of 134 amino acids. Gene Ontology annotation, biological process: regulation of transcription by RNA polymerase II. Gene Ontology annotation, cellular component: transcription regulator complex; chromatin; PcG protein complex. The transcript has a single exon. NCBI's taxonomy places the organism in Eukaryota, Metazoa, Mollusca, Bivalvia, Mytilida, Mytilidae.